Molecule: messenger RNA, 3608 nt
Organism: Rhopalosiphum maidis (corn leaf aphid)
Lineage: Eukaryota; Metazoa; Arthropoda; Insecta; Hemiptera; Aphididae
Exons: 13
Coding region: 45-3335 (1096 amino acids)
Molecular function (GO): protein binding
Source: RefSeq, a predicted model, not a curated record
UAGGUAUAUGCACAUUUUCGGAGUAGCAUGACAAUUUAUUAUAAAUGGCACAGUUGUUGAAUAUUUCGUUUAAGAAGAACGACCUUUACUCUUCUUGGGGUUUUCAAGUAUGUGGCGGAAGGGACAGUUGGCGACCAUUGACCGUGAGAAAUAUACAAAAUGGCACUUUAGCGUACAACUAUUUGAAUGUUGGUGAUCGUGUCUUAGAGAUCGAUGGUAUAGACUGUUAUUCGUUGACCGAGUCUCAGGCAAUCAGUUUUCUUCGAAGACCGAGUAAUUCGAUUGAAUUGUUGAUACUAAAACGACGGGGUGAAAAUGUCGUACCACCCAAAAGGUCAUCGAGUUGUAAAGCUUUACAAAAUUUUGUCUUUCCAAAACCACAAAGUAUAUCAAAACUUAGUACUCCUUCUCACCGCCAAAUUAUCAAUAAUAAUAAUGGUGAAAUUUUAGCAAAUUCGAAAAACCAAUUGCGCGAACUUGAGGAUUCGGAAGAAUCUCCAAAACUGCAUUUUGAAGAACCUAACAAAGCAUUUAUCUCAGCACCGAUUAAGAAUGACAAUGAAGUAUUACAGUUUUCUAACUUUAAACCUAGAAGGAAUUCGUUACAAAAAGACGGUGAACCCGUUUGCCUUAGAAGUAGAUCGAGUUCACCACAAUUCUGGAAAUUAAAUGUGGAAACUUCGGUCACUGGACUACCUAAUGAUUGUAAAAGUUUUUGGAAAAAAUUAGAAAAAUGUUCAAUGGAAGACUUGAGCGCCCGUCGCACUCCAAGUCCAAUAAGACCAGCAAGUGUGGCUUUCUAUCCCAAAACACCAGAACCUAUUGUUCAGUCACAAGUUGAAAUAGUUUGGCCAAAGAAAAAAGUAACUUUCAGUAAUGUAUUGUUGGAGAGAAAUUAUUUGCAAAUGGAUUUACCAGAUUUAUCUCCUGGAUCAAGAGUCGAUGAAGAAUUCAAUAAAAUAUACAACAGUUCCAGUCAGGAAGAACAGCAUCAAAUAGGAGCGAACGACUUAGCCGAUAGAGAUAUGUCCGCACCACCCCCGCCAGCGCCACCACCACUGCAGUAUUCUGGAGGUACAACUCAAGGUGGUCCACCACCACCUCCACCACCACCAAUGUUGCACAGUGGACACAUUCCAGCUAUUAGAAUAAAAACUGAGCUGAAUGAGCCUAGGGAAAUACCAUCAACUAUACAAAAUGCAAUGGCUACUAAAGACAAAAAACCAUUUACGUAUCUUCCGGGUGGAUUAGACUUGAGCGAAAUCAGAAGUCCUCGAAUGCAAAGGCGCUUAGAAAGAAAUGCCCAGACUCCACCUAGCCCGGAACAAGUACCUCAAAAAUCUCCAGAUUAUCAGCAACAACAAGAGAUGAAUCUAAACGUUGAACAAAAACCAGUGUGUAACGUGCGCUCUGCCGCAGAAAGAGUAUGUCUAUUGCCUCAAGUUCAGAAACAACCACAAUUGAAUAAGUCGCCCACACCUUGGAUGCAAAAGGCUACGCAAAUUCAACCGUCUCCAGCUCCGUGGACUCAAAACAAAAAAGAAUAUGUUGAUCAGGUUGAUAAAUCAGAAGAACGAGUUUUACCUGUACGAGUUGAAACUAAUAGACAAAUACCAACACAACCGUUGAAGAAUAAUAUAAACCAUUCAUAUGAUUCUGAACCGAUACAAGGACGUUCAUUUAAAGUGCUCCAACAAAUUACCGAGCCAAAAGGAAUGCUUUAUGAUGGUUCUCAGCCCUAUAAUAGCCAGUCAUUACCCUUGUCUGAACUCAGAAAGUUGCAGUUAAGUGAUGACGAUCGAUCUUUCAUGAGUAGGGUUAAAUCUCAAGUUGAUGAUGAUAAAUUUUUACACAACGAAACGGAUCCUCGUUACAAAGGUGCGUCGAUUCCAUCUAGAAGCUUUCGAAUGUUGCAAACAUUAACGAACUCUGCACCGGUUCCAAUGGAUAACAACUACAAACAAUCGGUACCGAUUAACAAUUACGUAUCAGUUGAACCUAUAGAAUCCAAAAUGUAUGUACCACCGUCAGAGAGACCUGUCGGCUCAGAACCCCAUAAGUAUACAGGUGGUUCUAUACCAUCUAGAUCAUUCAGAAUGUUACAAGCUAUGACUGGCCAAAAUAACGAAGAAGAAGAACAACAAAAUGAUUUACAAAACCUGCAAUCACAUACCCCUUACCCUUUUCUUUGUCCCGAAUUUUGGGAACAUUACAAUUAUCUAAAAGAAUUUCACGAUUGGCAUUGCACUGGUUCUGCAUUUGUGAUCAAUCAGCAGCAGCAGCAACAACAACAACAACAACAACAAUUUACACUCCAACAACCGGUGCAGACCGGCGUCGCGUCAGUGGUAGACAGCACCGUUUAUGCUGGCCACGUGUUGAAUACUAUCGCCGAAGAAGAAGCCGCCGACGACGAGAUCGUAUGCUCACCAUGCUGUGUGCCGGACAGCGACGAUAGCGAUUCGAGCCAGUGUGAAGUGACGGUAACGGUGACGUUACCGCCGAAGAGAGCUGCCGCCGAGAUGACGGUGAGCAGAGAGCUACAGGAAGGAGUAUCGGCUAGUUCACCGGUGGACUUUUGGCAGCAAAUCAAUAACGACGGUGCAGAUGGGUCGGCCAACACCGCGUCUACGUCAGAUAACGACGGAUGUUCAAAUGACGAAAAACCGUCGGACGCCGUUUGUCUGCCGGAGAACCUACUGGAGAAAUCGUUGGGCGCCAAUAAUUGUCUGCCCGAUGACGAUGCGGUCGGUGACUGCCGACAACCAUCGGAUCGCGACGACGAUGCUGACUCGGGCAUUAUUACAACAACGUCGUCAGCCGACACGGCAAGCCGGCCGACUUCGGACAAAGAUACGGUCGGUGGCGGCAGAACCGGAGGCGUCAGCUCGAAGAAAUAUCAAAGAACGUGCACGCACUCGCGCCUCUUCGACUUUUUGCAGCGCAACGAUGAUGACGACGAUGACGACGUUGAUGGCGCAGACUUCAGCAAAGGCGGUACGGACGCGAGAAACAAACCCCCCCCACCGCCGCUGUCGUUGUCUUGCACUUCCGGUUACUCGUCAGCGGCUACCACACCGUCCACGCCGUCCAUCGUCGGAAGAAACCGGACUUACGAAUCGGACUUGGCCCGGACGGAAUAUGACAGUUACUACAAGAGCUGGGAGUACGCUUGCCCGUAUUUCGGAUACGACAUACUGCCGUCGAAGGCAUUCAAAACUAUCGCGACGCAAUUGCAGGGCGGCGGCGGUUCUGCGGCAGACUACAAGCUCACGACGACUACCACCACCAAGUUCAAGUGUCCCAAAAUUCCUACUGAAAAGGGCGAAUCUUGAACACGUCUUUUCUCCCAUCCCUAUACCCCCGCACUUUUCAUUUCUAUCGUUUGGGUUUUUUUUACGAUUUUAUAAGGUAAUUUAGGUGAAUCUGAUUUCUGAUUUGGAAUUACGGUAACUACAAUCAAACUGCUUUUACGUUAAAUGAUUUAUAUUUUUACGGUUUACACAUUUUUGCUAUAUUCAUAAAUGUAUAAAUAAUUUUAACUAUUUAGUAUUUUAGGUAAAUUGAAGUUAUAUUAACACAUAAUUCUAACUUAAUAUAUUUAUGUC